AUUUGAUUCCCUUUUAGUUAAAUGUGCCUUUCUGCCUGUGUUUCAGUAAGUCUUAGUUUAAUAUAAUACUAAUGUGUUGGCUGUAAUUGUCUAUCAAGGAAAACACCACAACUCAGGAGGAACAGAUUGCCUCCAGGCUGGAAGCUCGACUCCAGAGAGAGAUCAUGAUUCUACAACAUAAUACAGAGGAGCUUCCUGCUGACAACUCUGAGCAGAACGUCAAGAACGCUAACAUUGAGCUGAACAAUCCUGCCAAGCAUUUCUGCAGAGGCCUGACUGAAGACUGGACAGCAGACAGUGUUGUGGUGGCUGCCCUCGGUCGUCCCUUAGAUCUUGGGAUGUUGUAUGACUCCCGCAGUGACUCAUUUUGUUCAGAUGUCAGUCUUUGGGAUAACAGUACAAUAGCUUCCAUGCGUCAGUCUCUACCUCGGCCUCUAACAGAGGUGAAGUGUAUUGAAGGAGACUCCUUACAGGACAGAUUCAGGGCUCUGGAUGUGACCACUCCUCUCAGAGCCAGUGUCCUGUCUGGACUGGUGGAGGUUGGUGGUGCUGCUGGAUACCUGAACCAUCCUGUUCAGUCCACACUGCAGGACCGGGUCACUCUACAGUACAGAACCACUACCAGACUGGACAUGCUCAGUCACAACGUGCUUCAGGAGGAGACAGACAGUACACAACGAAAGGCAACUCAUGUGGUCAUGGCUGUUCUCUAUGGAGCUCAAGCGUUCUUCAUAUUUGACAGCAAACACAUCAGCGGACAACACAGUGGUGCAGGAGAGGCAGAUAUGCACAGUGUUGUGAAGAGGAUGAUUCCCACCUUCACUGCAGAUCAGAUCUUUUCCAGCUUGAGUGACAAUGAAAAACCAAACAGUUUGUUGUAUCAGUGUACUCUCUACAGUGAUGUAGACCAUAUCAAUGGCUCCAUGACGUGUGACAGAGCUUUGCAAGUCUAUGAAACUCUCCCGAAGCACCUUGGACAGCAAGGAGAGAAAGCACUGCCUCUGUACGCAUGGCUCUAUCCUCUGAAGAAUCUGGACAAUUCAGUUGAAAUCACGCUCCGAUAUUUCACAAAGACAGAGGGUGUGCUGGACCAUCUGAGGCAGGUCACCAUGAGAUGCCAGGAGAUGACAGACGUCACCAAUGGUUGUGUGAUGAAAUGGUUUCCUGAUCUGAAGUAUAAACUGUCUAGAUUAUCAGAGCUUCUGCAGAAGUACCAGUCUGAGUUUAAGAGAGAGCUGGCCAUGGCAGUAAAGGCCAUGAGAGAGAGUGAAGGGGUUGAUGAAAACAGACUGACAGACAUUCUCCAGAACCAUGACCAGUCUCCAUUCUGUCUUCAGUCUAUACAGCUGUGGCUAAACAACAAGGCAGCAGAGGUGAAGGCUCUGAAUGUCUGUAAAACAAGAAACAUCCCCAUAAUGAAAUCCCAGGAAGAGCUGGGCGGUGUCCUCAGAUCCUCAAAGGACAGGCUGCUGUGUUUCACUCUGACCUCCCUGGAGGAUGAAGAUCCAUUCCUCUCUACUUUGAAGCAUUACAUACACUCUGUCCAAGAGAACACCAUGAACCAAUAUGAUCUCACUGGACAGCAGGAGACACAGCAACCAUUCAAACCUCCAGAUUUAACUCAGAAAAUACAGUCUGCCCUUCGCUUGUUCAUCAAAUCCUAUGAAGACAGCAGAGAUGGAGAGAACAUCAAGUUCAUAGCAGCAGUUAUACCAGAUAUCAGUGUUCCUGGAUCCUCCAUUCGUCUGUAUCAACAAGGCAGUCUCAUCACCACCAACUUCCAGCUGGGAUUCAAACCUGAUCCAGUCCAGGUAGCAGAGACAAAACAGAGCUGUGUCCUCCUGAAGUUUCCACAGUCAACCAUCAGAAGACCUGAGAGGUACAGAGUAGAGUACAGAGUCAUGACUACUGGUGUUAGCAAGGUUAGCAAACGGCCAUGGAAUGUAGUAGACACCCUGGCUCCUGCAGGAACCUGUCUGGUGCCACGUUUGAAACCGUUCGCACUGUACCAGAUCAGGUACUCUGUUAUAGAACACUCUGGUAUGAGUGACUUCAGCAAGGUCAUCGAGGUCAAGACCCUGAGAUCCCCACCUGUACAGCUGUUUGUGAAUCGUCUAGACAAGGAAACCGUCAAAGUGACUUGGCUCCAGCCUGAGUGUGAUGAUGGUGCCUCUGUACUCCACUACAAAGUAGACUAUAAAGAGGCAGGACUGGAGGGCUGGUCUACCAUGGUAACAGAGGGACCUGAAUGUCAAUGCAUCAUAACUCUGAACCUCAGUACCUGCUACAGAGUCAGAGUGUCAGCUGUCUAUGGAGAAGGAGACACCAGUGAACCCAACAGAGAGACAGAUGUCCCAGUCUAUGUCUGGUCCAUAGACCUCUCAGAGAGAAAGGCCUCCCUCCUCCUAGAAGUGCUGAAACUCCAACCAGAGAAGAAACCAGUGGAGCUGAAAGGCUGGUCAGAUGAAGAGAGUGAAGUGAGGAGUUUCCUUCAGUGUCUGCCCUACAUCUCACAGCUGAGGUUCUAUCCAGAUUGGUAUGAUCUCUCAAAGCAGAUCAAGUUCCUGGUGGAUCUCCUGUCUCAAGCAGCAGAGUGGGAGGAGCAGACAGGAGAGAAGACACUGAAGCUGGUAUCAUCAGUGUGUACUUACAGCACCUUUCCUUAUCCCUAUGGAUACAUUUCUAAACAGAGUGAUUUCCUGCUGGAUCUGUACUCACAUGUGAAGGACUAUGAGACUCCAACAGGCAGGAGUGUCCUUCCAGCAUUACAGCCAGUUUACCAGUCAGCUCCUGCAGUCUGGUACAUAGACCUCUCAGAGAGAAAGGCCUCCCUCCUCCUAGAAGUGCUGAAACUCCAACCAGAGAAGAAACCAGUAGAGCUGAUGGGCUGGUCAGAUGAAGAGAGUGAAGUGAGGAGUUUCCUUCAGUGUCUGUCCUACAUCUCACAGCUGAGGUUCUGUCCACGGAGGUCUGAUCCCUCAAAGCUGAUCAAGUUCCUGGUGGAUCUCCUGUCUCAAGCAGCAGAGUGGGAGGAGCAGACAGGAGAGAAGACACUGAAGCUGGUAUCAUCAGUGUGGACUUACAGCACCUUUCCUUUUCUCAAUGGAGACAAUUCUGAACAGAGUGAUUUCCUGCUGGAUCUGUACUCACAUGUGAAGGACUAUGAGACUCAAAAAGGCAGGAGUUUCCUUCCAGCAUUACAGCCAGUUUACCAGUCAGCUCCUGCAGUCUGGUCCAUAGACCUCUCAGAGAGAAAGGCCUCCCUCCUCCUAGAAGUGCUGAAACUCCAACCAGAGAAGAAACCAGUGGAGCUGAAAGGCUGGUCAGAUGAAGAGAGUGAAGUGAGGAGUUUCCUUCAGUGUCUGUCCUACAUCUCACAGCUGAGUUUCUGUCCAUGGAGGUCUGAUCCCUCAAAGCGGAUCAAGUUCCUGGUGGAUCUCCUGUCUCAAGCAGCAGAGUGGGAGGAGCAGACAGGAGAGAAGACACUGAAGCUGGUAUCAUCAGUGUGUACUUACAGCACCUUUCCUUUUCCCAAUGGAGACACUUCUAAACAGAGUGAUUUCCUGCUGGAUCUGUUCUCACAUGUGAAGGACUAUGAGACUCAAACAGGCAGGAGUGUCCUUCCAGCAUUACAGCCAGUUUACCAGUCAGCUCCUGCAGUCUGGUCCAUAGACCUCUCAGAGAGAAAGGCCUCCCUCCUCCUAGAAGUGCUGAAACUCCAACCAGAGAAGAAACCAGUAGAGCUGAAGGGCUGGUCAGAUGAAGAGAGUGAAGUGAGGAGUUUCCUUCAGUGUCUGUCCUACAUCUCACAGCUGAGCUGUGAUGAUGACAGGUUCUUCCAGACUGUGUGUGAAUCCAUCCCUGUGAGGUCCAGAGAGGAGGACCAGCAGUUGGCCUCUCUCCUCCAGGCCUUGGGCUCCACCCUGUCACUGGGAGGAGAGUUACCCAGGAAAACCUGCAGGUCUGUGGGGAGAGUCCUGGGUCUCUGUGCCUCCAGAGUGGACCUCACUCUCACCCCCAGCAAGAUCUCUCUCAAAGGAGCCACACUUCUUUUGAGACAUGAGUCAAAGCUCCACAAACUCGGGCUGAGUGUGGGUAUGGCAGUGAAACUGUCCAGACUGGUUAGGAGGACAGGGAGAGGUUCUACUCCACUGACUGUCCCAGAACUCUCCCUGGUCCUAAAGAGCAGCCAGACACCAGAGAGAGUGUUAUCCAGGGCUCUGAGUAGUGUGGCUUCCCUGCUGAGACUCUGGAGGGUUCAGUGUCUGGACCUGACUGACCUCUGGAUCCAGGGUCACUCUCUCAUCACACUGCUGUGUCACCAGGGACCUCUCUCUCUCAGACUGAACUCAGACACUCUGCAGCAGCUGACUGUAGUUGUGUAUGAAGCUCAGGACAAGGACUUGACUCAGUGGUUCCUGGAGAAGGUUGGUGGAGACCUGACCUCCUGCAGGCUGGACUGGGAAGUGCUUCUCUCUCUGCUGCAGCAUUCAACCCACAACAUCACUGUGGACCUCAGGAAGAACAGGCUUCUAGAGAAGAACAUCUCAGAUCUUCUCCCCUUUCUGGGAAGGGUUACUCUCAAGAGGUCCAGUUCCAGCUUUGUAAAGUCCUCCAUCAGACACAUCUAUGACAGUAGAGACAGUGACUGUGUGUCCAGUUUGUUGAGAUCUUCAGACCAUUGGAUCAACCUGAACAGCAGAGAGCUGGACAGAGUGGACUGUACUGCUCUGUGUUUUACCCUGCAGCACAGCCACCAAGUCAAAGUCAACCUGCUGUGGACCUCCAUACCACCGGGGGAGAUAGAGAGCAUCCUGCCUCUUCUGGACAGAGUCUCCCAACUCAGUGUUGACAGGAGGUUACUGUUGAGUUUCCUCCAGUGCUGUGCUGCCUCUCAGAUCCAGCAGGGGGCACCACCACCACCAACAGCAGUAUGGCUGCUCAGGUCUCUGCACUACAGGCUGGACUUCUCCUGCUCCUCCUCUGUGGACCUGUCAGCUCAGGACCCAGGAGAGGCUCUGUGUCUGACCACUGACCACUGCAGGGCCAUCAACUCUGUUCUGAAGCAGAACCAACACAGCACCCAGCUGGUCCAGAACCAGGUCCAGCUCAUCCUAAGAGACUGUGAGGUGGAGGACAGAGCACUGAGGGAGCUGCUUCCCAUCCUGCAUAUCGUCAAGCUGAGUUCCAGCAAAGCUCUGCUACUUCAGCUGCUGGACCUUGUGUGUGAGGGUAUUGAAGAGGGGCUGCUGAGGCACACAGAGUCCCUGUGCAGAGCCCUGGAUGGGGAGCUGGACCUCAGUGAGACCAGGCUGGAUCAGAAGGCCUGUGGAUCUCUGGCCCUGGUUCUGGAACACUCAGAGGGUCUGUCAGAACUGGACCUCAGCCACUGUCAACUCACAGACCACCACCUACAGCCCCUGAUCACACACCUGCAUAAAGUACAAGUCCUGGACCUGAGCCACAACAAUGACAUCACUGAUGCUCUGACUGACAGUAUACUCCAACUGGUUUCUACCAACACUUCAAUACACACCGUACGACUCUUCAACAACAGAAUCCAGGACAGAAGACCCUUCUUGACAGACAAGAGGUUUGACAUCUGGUGAAACAACAUCAGGUCUUAGUCCAGGAAGAGAAGGCUGAAUCCAGGACAGAAGACCCUUCCUGACAGACAAGAGGUUUGAGAUCUGGUGAAACAACAUCAGGUCUUAGUCCAGGAAGAGAAGGCUGAAUCCAGGACAGAAGACCCUUCCUGACAGACAAGAGGUUUAACAUCUGGUGAAACAACAUUAGGUCUUAGUCCAGGAAGAGAAGGCUGAAUCCAGGACAGAAGAUCCUUCCUGACAGACAAGAGGUUUGACAUCUGGUGAAACAACAUCAGGUCUUAGUCCAGGAAGAGAAGGCUGAAUCCAGGACAGAAGACCCUUCCUGACAGACAAGAGGUUUGACAUCUGGUGAAACAACAUCAGGUCUUAGUCCAGGAAGAGAAGGCUGAAUCCAGAACAGAAGACCCUUCCUGACAGACAAGAGGUUUGACAUCUGGUGAAACAACAUCAGGUCUUAGUCCAGGAAGAGAAGGCUGAAUCCAGGACAGAAGACCCUUCCUGACAGACAAGAGGUUUGAAAUCUGGUGAAACAACAUCAGGUCUUAGUCCAGGAAGAGAAGGCUGAAUCCAGGACAUAAACUGAUGGAACAUUUUAAUACAAAAGACACAAAAAAGACUGGUAAUCUGAUUAAUCCAAUCAUGUUUAAUCUGCUGUGUUAUCAACAGAACCGGGUUGUUACAGCUGGAACAGUCCGAUCAUGUUUAAUCUGCUGUGUUAUCAACAGAACCGGUUGUUACAGCUGGAACAGUCCGAUCAUGUUUAAUCUGCUGUGUUAUCAACAGAACCGGUUGUUACAGCUGGAACAGUCCGAUCAUGUUUAAUCUGCUGUGUUAUCAACAGAACCGGUUGUUACAGCUGGAACAGUCCGAUCAUGUUUAAUCUGCUGUGUUAUCAACAGAACCGGGUUGUUACACCUGGAACAGUCCGAUCAUGUUUAAUCUGCUGUGUUAUCAACAGAACCGGUUGUUACAGCUGGAACAGUCCGAUCAUGUUUAAUCUGCUGUGUUAUCAACAGAACCGGUUGUUACAGCUGGAACAGUCCAAUCAUGUUUAAUCUGCUGUGUUAUCAACAGAACCGGUUGUUACAGCUGGAACAGUCCAAUCAUGUUUAAUCUGCUGUGUAUCAACAGACUCAUUAAAGAGGUUCUCUGCUA
Molecule: messenger RNA, 6764 nt
Organism: Salvelinus fontinalis (brook trout)
Lineage: Eukaryota; Metazoa; Chordata; Actinopteri; Salmoniformes; Salmonidae
Exons: 16
Coding region: 165-5609 (1814 amino acids)
Molecular function (GO): protein binding
Source: RefSeq, a predicted model, not a curated record